UAGAAGUUUACCAUCAAAAGCUUGGAUUGCAUCCACCUUGUUUCGAUAUUUUUAUACCUUUACAGGGGCAAUUACAUAGGUACCUAAUAGAAUGGAUCAGGAUGAGUUGGUUCAAUUUUAUUUUCACUUGGGAUAAAGCCACAAGGAAUUGUAUGGAUGGCUGUGCUAACAUUGAACAAUAAUAUAACAGUCAGUGGUGAAAGCACCUUGAAAAGACAUCUCAGAAAUCUUGGACUGUAUAGUAGAAAAUAUUCAACAGAUCUUACUGAAGUAAUCCAGUUCCUUUCGUACUAAUACUGGUUAGAAGAGUGUUAGAAUUACUGCGAGUUAUUUAUAAUGAAACAGAACUACUCAAAGCGAAGUUAGACAUUCUCAGUAAAACUAACAUGAUUGAUUAUGCCAUUGAUAUCAGGAAACAGUUGUAUCCAGAUGAAGAGGUUCCAGAAGAUUUGAAACAGAGACGUAUUCAUGUUGUAGCACAACUCCAAGAAUUACAACAGGAAGUUGAGCCGAUUUUACAAAUCAUGGGUGAUGAAGAAGUGAUGAAGAAUAUGGAGAAUAUGAGAGAUUCAAAAACCCUAGUUAACUUUUUAUCAAAAGAUUACAAGUUUGAUUUGGACAUGAUUGAUAGUCUUCACAAAUUGGCAAAGUAUAGAUAUGAAUGUGGUAAUUACUCUGUUUCUACCUCUUACCUAUACUUCUGUAUGCUGGUUCUUCCACCAAAUGACACAAACUAUCUGAGUGCUCUAUGGGGUAAAUUUGCUUCAGAGAUUUUGUAUCAAAAUUGGGACUCUGCUCUGGAAGAUCUGAACAAAUUAAGAGAGUACAUUGAUUCCAGCCCAAACCAGUUUGGGGGCAACAGUUUGCAACUACUUCAACAGAGAACAUGGUUGAUUCAUGGUUCUUUGUUUGUGUUUUUCAAUCAUGCAAUGGGUAGAGAGCUGAUAAUUGAGAUGUUCUUGUACCGCCCUCAUUACCUCAACACUAUCCAGACUAUGUGUCCCCAUAUACUGAGAUACUUGGCAACAGCUGUCAUUAUUAAUAGAGGUAGGAGGUCUGCACUGAAGGAUUUAGUGAAAGUUAUUCAACAAGAAAGUUACACAUACAGAGACCCAAUCACUGAAUUUUUAGAACAUCUUUAUGUGAACUUUGAUUUUGAUGGAGCAAGACAAAAAUUGCAUGAAUGUCAGACAGUGUUAUCUAAUGAUUUCUUCCUCAUAUCCUGCCUGGAUGAGUUUGUUGAGAAUGCACGUUUGAUGAUAUUUGAGACUUUCUGUAGAAUUCACCAGUGCAUCAGCAUUGGGAUGUUGGCAGAAAAGCUGAACAUGAAUCCUGAUGAAGCAGAGUGCUGGAUUGUAAAUUUGAUCAGAAAUGCCAGACUUGAUGCUAAAAUUGAUUCUAAGUUGGGCCAUGUGGUGAUGGGAGCACAACCAAUGUCUCCUUAUCAACAGCUUAUUGAAAAGAUUGAUUCUUUGUCUGUGAGAUCAGAAACAUUGUGUGGAUUAAUUGAAAGGAAACUGAGGGCAAGGACUGAUAUUCGCUGGGGUAAUCAGGAUUUCUAAUAUCACAAUAUCUGUGAUAUAAUUAAAUGUAUUGCUUAUUUUUUAUUAACCAAUAAAAAUGUAAGUACCU
Molecule: messenger RNA, 1632 nt
Organism: Phaedon cochleariae (mustard beetle)
Lineage: Eukaryota; Metazoa; Arthropoda; Insecta; Coleoptera; Chrysomelidae
Source: the annotation of a GenBank genome assembly